This is a messenger RNA of Danaus chrysippus (African queen), 579 nucleotides long. Lineage: Eukaryota; Metazoa; Arthropoda; Insecta; Lepidoptera; Nymphalidae. The record is from the annotation of a GenBank genome assembly.
AUGUCAGAAAUCAAAGGCGAAGAUUACAGUAGCGGAGAUCAAGAUAGAAAUAUAACGUUCCUUCAGGGUGAUGUAGAUUCUAAGAAGCGGUCUAUUAUGACCGGAGAUACUUUUACACCUCGUGACAUGUUACCGAUAGCGGAGAAAUUAAUAAAGAAAGACUUCGACAUAUCCGGCCUAGACGCCUUGCAAGCCCUCGCUAUUGAAGGAGAACCCGUAGACAAAACUCUAACAGAGGAUGUGACCGAAGCGGCACAAAGGAUGUACUUGCGAGGAAUUCCGCUGGCCAAGAAAUUACCGAAACAGAGACAUGUAAUUGUCAACCAACAGAAUACAAACAGAAGUCAAAAGAUACGUAACAAAGAUAAUAAAAAGAUAACGAGAAAGGGAAUGAAAAUCAAUAAAAAUAUAAAGACGAAAACAACUAAAGUGGGUAAACGGUUGAAAUCAGGUAAAGCGUCACCUAAAUGCCGCUGGAACUACGUGUGUGUUGACCCAGCUGACCUGGACACUUGUAGGGUCCAAACAUCAUGUGGCGAUACUAGCUCUACUAUGUCUGGUAAAACUUUAGAUCACUGA